Molecule: messenger RNA, 3061 nt
Organism: Phyllostomus hastatus (greater spear-nosed bat)
Lineage: Eukaryota; Metazoa; Chordata; Mammalia; Chiroptera; Phyllostomidae
Gene: CHTF18
Product: chromosome transmission fidelity factor 18
Exons: 22
Coding region: 86-3010 (974 amino acids)
Cellular component (GO): nucleus
Molecular function (GO): ATP hydrolysis activity; single-stranded DNA helicase activity; ATP binding
Source: RefSeq, a predicted model, not a curated record
CUGCAGGCGGGAGCGGCGCGCAGUGCUGUAGCGGGAGGUUCGGAGCGGAUGGUGAGCCUAGAGGAGUCCGCUGGUCAGCGUGGCCAUGGAGGACUACGAGCGGGAGCUGCACGGCGUCGAGGACGACUUCCACAGCCAGUUCGCUGCCGAGCUCGAGGUGCUGGCCGAGCUGGAAGCAGGGACAGCGGCCCUAUCACCAUCCAGGGGCUGGCGGCGGCGGACGUUUGAGGAGGCCAUAGCUAGAGGGGACGCUGCAGCUCUCGGCUCUCCAGUUGGACCUUCAGGGAACCGCAAAUGCGGUGCCAGCAAGAGGCAGCUGGCCACUGCCGUACAGAGGGACAGAUCCCCGCCCCUCAGUCCCAGGGUCAAGCGGCCCAGGCUGGAGGCAGUCAAGAGGUUGAACUUCGAGCAGGAUGAGAUGGAAGAGUUGCUCCUUCCUGAUUCUCCUCCUCAGGACAUCACCCCCCCACCGAGUCCUGAGGUCCCUGCUGAGCUGUGGGGCAAAGGAACUGUGGAUGCUGAAGCUGACACGGGUCUCAUACCAGCCUCGCCAGCCACUCGUAACCCGGUCCUGAGGCGACCCCCUGUCCUGGAGGACUACAUCAAUGUGACUUCCACGGGUGGUGACCGGGCCUUUCUGGUGCUACGGGCUGACCCAGUGGGCACUGGGGUACAGAGCCCUUUCUUGGACAUCCAGUGGCGUGGACGUGGCCAGCUGGAUCUGCUGGGUGUGUCUUUCACCUCUCUGAAGGAACAGGUUGACAGUGAGCGACGGCAGCGAUUACUCGAAGAGGCCCAGCGGCUCUCAGAUACGCUUCACAGCCUCAGGACAGAGGAGGCGGAGCAGGAGGUCCCUGAGGAGGUGUCAGCCGACAGCCAAGACGACUCCCAGCACUGCCUCUGGGUGGAUGAGUUUGCACCCCAGCGCUACACUGAGCUGCUCAGUGAUGAUUUCACCAACCGCUGCCUCCUCAAGUGGCUGAAGCUGUGGGACCAGGUGGUGUUUGGCCAAGAGCGGCCGGCCCGGAAGCCCAGGCCCAGUGUGGAGCCAGCCCGGGUUGGCAAGGAGGCCACAACCACCAGCAAGUGGAAAAGCCAUGAGCAGGUGUUGGAGGAGAUGCUGGAGGCUGAGCUGGACCAGAGCCGGCGGCCCCGGCAGAAAGUGGCGCUGCUGUGUGGACCCCCUGGGCUGGGCAAGACCACCCUGGCCCAUGUAAUAGCAAAGCAUGCUGGGUACUGUGUGGUGGAAAUGAACGCAAGUGACGACCGCAGCCCCGAGGCCUUCCGCACACACAUUGAGGCAGCGACGCAGAUGGAGUCGGUGCUGGGUGCUGGUGGGAAGCCCAACUGCCUGGUCAUUGACGAGAUUGAUGGGGCCUCCACGGCUGCCAUCAACGUACUCCUCAGCAUCAUUGAGCGCAAGGGCCCGAAGGAGGCAAAGCCAGGGAGCCUGGCCGUGCUGGCCGGUGAGGGGCGGCGGCUGCGGCCAGAGGGGGGUGUCUUGAUGAGACCGGUCAUCUGUAUCUGUAAUGACCAGUUUGCGCCCUCUCUGCGACAGCUGAAGCAGCAGGCUUUGCUGCUUCACUUUCCACCUACAGUGCCUGCUAGACUCGUGCAGCGGCUGCAGGAGAUCUCCCUACGGCAGGGCCUGCAGGCUGACCCGGGUGCCUUGGCAGCCCUGUGUGAGAAGACAGACAAUGAUAUUCGCGCCUGCAUCAACACCCUGCAGUUCCUGCACGGGCGGGGCCAGCGGGAGCUGAGUGUCCGGGCCGUGCAGACCACACGAGUCGGCCUCAAGGACCAGCGCAAGGGGCUGUUCUCCGUGUGGCAGGAGGUCUUCCAGCUGCCCCGGGCCCAGAGGAGACGUGUGGGCCAGGACCCCACUCUGCCUCCCCACACGCUCCUGCUGGGCGACGGGCUCACGGGCUCAGGGCACCAGGCUGCCGAGGCACCCCUGACCAUGGCUGCAGAGCGGUUCUACCACAUCCUGCAUGUGGCCACCUCUGCGGGCGAGCAUGAGAAAGUAGUCCAGGGCCUGUUUGACAACUUUCUGCGCCUGCGCCUGCGGGACUCCAGCCUCGGCACCGUGUGUGUGGCCCUCGACUGGCUGGCCUUUGAGGACCUGCUGGGCCAGGCUGCCUACCACACCCAGAGCUUCCAGUUGCUGCGCUAUCAGCCCUUCCUGCCCGUGGCCUUCCACCUGCUGUUUGCCUCCAGCCAUGUGCCGAGGAUUGCCUUCCCUAGCAGCCAGCAGGAGGCCCAGAACCGGAUAAGUCAGAUGCAGAACCUGAUCCAGACGCUGGUGUCUGGUAUCGCACCAGCCACCCGCAGCCGAAUGGCACGGCAGACCCUUGUCCUGGACACCUUCUGCCUGCUGCUGGACAUCCUCAUGCCUAAGCUUCGCCCUGUGAGCACACAGCUGUACAGCGCCCGUGAGAAGCUGCAACUGGCUACCCUCGUGGGCACCAUGCUUGCCUACAGCCUCACUUACCGCCAGGAGCGCACACCUGAUGGGCAGUACGUCUACAGGCUGGAGCCGAACUUGGAGGAGGUCUGCCGCUUUCCUGAGCUGCCUGCCCGGAAGCCCCUCACCUACCAGGCGAAGCAGCUCAUCGCCCGUGAGAUCGAAAUGGAAAAGAUGCGGCGGGCGGAGGCCUUGGUCAGAGAUGGCAACAGCCCCCAGGCGGACAAGAGUCCCCCCAGGGCCAAAGAUCCACAGAAGGGUGCUGGGGGAAAAGAGGCACAGUUACCCACUCCACGCAGCCACGAGCAGCGGCUGGAGCGCAUCCUGAAGAGAGCAGCCCUGGAGGACCAGACCGAGAGGGACUUCUUCGGCCGUGUGGUCAUCAAGAGAGCAGCAGCCCUGAGCGCAGAGGAUACAGCCCCAGAGACGGAUGCAGUGGAGUGGCGCAUGGGCACUGCGGUGGGCAGGAGCGACGUCUGGUUCCGCUUCAAAGAGGGCGUCUCCAACGCCGUGCGACGCAGCCUGCAUAUCAGGGACCUGCUAUAGCUGAGUCACACCAGACACCCCAGGCCACACUCGACCAGGGUCAUGCCUGGU